CUCCUCUCCUGCUGCACACAGGCUCAGAGUCGGCACCAUGCAACUGAAUUUCAGAGGCCUGCCGGCCCUGGUGACAGGGGCAGGGAAAGGGAUCGGGAGGGACACUGUGAAGGCCCUGCACGCCCUGGGAGCCAAAGUGGUAGCCGUGAGCCGCACCGACACUGACCUAGUCAGCCUCUCCAAGGAGUGUCCCGGGAUACAGACCGUAUGCGUGGACCUGGCUGACUGGGACGCCACGGAGCGGGCACUGGGCAACGUGGGCCCCGUGGACCUGCUGGUGAACAAUGCCGCCGUGGCGCCACUGCAGCCCUUCCUGGAGGUCACCAAGGAGGUCUUCGACAGGACCUUCAAUGUGAACCUGCGCUCACUGGUGCAGGUGUCCCAGAUCGUGGCCCGGGGAAUGAUCCACCGCGGAGUGCCUGGCUCCAUUGUCCAUGUCUCCAGCAUGGUGGCCCAUGUCACUUUACCCAACCUAUCUGUCUACAGCUCCACCAAGGGCGCAAUAAGUGUAUUCACCAGAGCCAUGGCCGCAGAGCUGGGGCCAUACAAGAUCCGGGUAAACUCCGUGAACCCCACGGUGGUGCUGACGGCCAUGGGCCAGAAAGUCUUGGCGGACCCCGAGAUCGCCCGGAAACUGAAGGAGCGUCACCCCCUGCAGAAGUUUGCAGAGACGGAGGACGUGGUCAACAGCAUCCUCUUCCUGCUCAGCGACCGCAGCGCCUCCACCAGCGGCUCGGGCAUACUCGUGGACGCCGGGUACCUGGCUUCCUAGAGCGCCCGGCGCGGGGGAGCCGUCGCUCAGGGCACCAGGCCCGCCCCCCGC
This is a messenger RNA of Lynx canadensis (Canada lynx), 823 nucleotides long. Its product is annotated as carbonyl reductase [NADPH] 2-like. The coding region runs from base 38 to 772 and encodes 244 amino acids. Gene Ontology annotation, molecular function: carbonyl reductase (NADPH) activity; L-xylulose reductase (NADPH) activity. The record is from RefSeq and is a predicted model, not a curated record. Gene Ontology annotation, biological process: glucose metabolic process; xylulose metabolic process. The transcript is spliced from 8 exons. NCBI's taxonomy places the organism in Eukaryota, Metazoa, Chordata, Mammalia, Carnivora, Felidae.